Molecule: messenger RNA, 4911 nt
Organism: Mycena citricolor
Lineage: Eukaryota; Fungi; Basidiomycota; Agaricomycetes; Agaricales; Mycenaceae
Source: the annotation of a GenBank genome assembly
GGCAAUGUCACGAUGCCCUUGUGUGCCCGGGCGCUCAAGCAUAUGACUAAUGUGACACUUCACAUGCAGAAAACAUGGCAGCAAGAAAGAUUCUUUUGAACCAAGAAAGCUCGCUGGACAGACUUCAUCCAGCCGGGUUUCUUCCCUUAUGUAGUUGGCGAUGAUUCUUUCUUGAGCGUGAUGCGCUUCAAAGAAAUGGGAUCAGAUGGGAAGCAUGAUCAUCAUCAAUCGCAUCUGAUUUGCCAUUCUCAGCUUGUGAAACAAAAAGGUGCCGCGGCAGACCCCUAUCCAUGCCCAAUGGGUUCGCUAUUUAACGGAUUCUUCCUGGAAGAAUCUCUUCAGUCCAAAACAUGUCUCCUCAGACCCAUUUCCCGACCUCUGCGUCCUCGAAGGAGGCGGUGACCAAUAACCCAAUCAAGUCGUCUUUCCGAAAGACGUUCUCCACCAUCCGAGCCGCCUGCAGUCCCAAGAGAAAGUCGAAGGCUGGCAAUAGAUGUCCCAAAGUGAAACAAGCCCUACCCGAAGUCGUAGUCCCGAAUCUCCACCAGCCGCGAAGCACCUUGCGCCAUCCUCCCAGUCCCAGUCCCAGUCCCAAAGCGGCGUGUCGGCUGUGCCCAUCGCGAACAACCGCCGGAAUAUCAGAGCUCCGAUCGCCCCGCAGCAGCUUCCCGAUCCCUCCCGCUGUCGACAGGCCGUGCGUUUCAGAGCUCGUGCAGCCUAUUGCGCCGUCGUAUGCGGACCUGGCCCCGCCUGUCUUCACCGUCCCGGAUUACACACAGGAAAAAGGAACCGAGGUACCACCAGCCGAGAGCAUCUCGCCUUAUUUCCAGCGGGCCGAGCUCUCGGGUGGUCUGAAAGACGCUCUGGACGAGCACGAGCGAAGAACAUCGACUUCCUCCGAGAGCACGGUCGCGGUUUUAACUGUCGAUAGAUCCCGGUCUUCUGAUGCACUACAAGAUGAGACAGAGACCAAGCCCAAGCCCAAGGGCCCCAUAGCCUCCACCGUCACGAUCUCUUCCGAGUGUACCGUGACCGGUGGGCCUCUCGUCCGGGUCCCUGCCGAUACGACCAAACAGGGCUACGCGCAGCCAGGGUUUUGGCGCAAAGACGUGUAUGACGUUGCGCUGAGAUUGAUCAUGGUCGGUCCCUCCCUUCCAGUCCUCCACAGGAUCCACUCACUCCAGAUCAUCAGAGUUCGAGCGUCCUUUUCUUGCUUUGGGCAUGCUUGACAGCCCUGCAUGAGCCGCAGACCAAGGGAUCGAUGUGGGAGGCUAGCGAAGAAAGCACGAGGGAGCCGUCCAGUUCCCGUUCCCACCGCACGGCGUAUGCCAGCGAGGAAGCUUCCAAAGGGUCACUGCAUUGACGUGUGCGUACGUACAAGGCUGGAAAGGAUCUGUAGGCAGACGCGGAUUCCAAGGAUGUACACACCCCUCUGGAGCAUGGGAGCCAAUGAGAGCCUGAGUUCAGUCGACGAUUAUGCCAAUCAUUGAGAGCACCGCGCGGCGGCUCGGCGUCGCCGUCAAACUGUCGCUCGAGGGCAAAACUUCACUUUUUUGGCAAACGCCGAAACAUAUCCAAACUUGGCACGAUCAUUCCGUCCUUUCAAGUUUCUGCUACGAUGGGGGACUCGCCGACCUCAGGCUCUCCGUCGGCUUCGUCGUCGUCAUCGGGCUCGGAGUACACACCCGAUGCUCUCCAAUCGCCUUCUCCCCGCUACCUCCGGUCGUGCCACAUAUCGCGGCCUCCGCUCGGUGCACAUGGGCGCCCGCCCGUCCACUCUAUCGUCACAUCCUCUCCUUCCGCAAGCACGAGCGCUCAUCCGGUGCGCCCCACGACGGACAUACGCGUCAGCUCCUCCGCGGCUGGGGUCCAGCCCAAUCCAGCGGGCGAGAAGAACCAGUUCCGGGUGCUAGUGAGGCAGCAGCCGACCGCUUUGGCUUCGGGUUCGUCGUUCGGCCCCAGCGGAAAGCUCAAGGCUAAACCACCCCGGGUUUUCGACACUAGCGACGACAUGAUGGAAGCCCUUCGCUUAGCCUGCGAUGAAAAUUUCGAGGUCGACUUCAGCGCGUCGUUCCUCGUCCCCCAGGUCGACGCUGAGUCUGUCUCAGACAAAGAGCGCGUCCGUCUAGCCUCCUUGGACGUGUGGAAAGCCACCGGCUACCGAUUCACAGUGAAAGACCACCCGCGCACGGAUCGCGGGCACAAAACACGCUUGUGGUGCUCGCAGGACAUCGCGCGCCGCGCCAAGACCCGCGCGCUCUCCGACGCCUCAGCGCGCCAGACCGAGGCGUGCGCGAAGCAGCGCUUCUCGUGCCGCAGCCGGCUGAUGAUCACCUGUCUCCCUGAGGGCGCGCAGGGGACGAAGGUCGUCACCGUGCGGCUGCACCACUACGAGCGGCACGAAGGCUAUCCGCGCGACACCACGCCGGACACCGCGGUCUCCCCGCAGACGGAUGUCGCUGGGGCGGCGGCGUCGGUUUCUGACCAGCUGCGGAUGGAGAGUCCGACGCCGGAGCAGCAGCAGCAGCAGCGGUAUGCGCCCCCGGAGGAUCCCGAGCCACGGCAGCUGCAGCACGUGGGCUCUGCUUUUAUGCAGGGCGUCAAUGGCCCGCUCCCGACGCACAUGCUUUCUCUACCGGACGACGGAUUGCACGCUGAUUGGGAGCCCUCAAUUGAUCCGUCGAUGACGAUGACGUCUGCGCUGCAUUCCCACUUCCCCCAUCAGCCGGCGAUACACCUCCCGGCCGAGAGCCCCCUUGCCAUAGCUCCCCCCCCGCCGCCGUCUGUGGCGACGGCGAGCCACAUCUCCUCCCUAGAUUACCACCGCAUGGACACCCAAAAUCUACAGUACACGCAGUCCUCCCAGCCACACCACCCCCUAAUGAUGACACAGCCAGCGCUAGACGACCCGGUCGCAGAAUACCCGCCCGACCUGACGCUUACGACGGAAGAGUUCCGGCGUCGGAUGGUCCGGCACAUAUCGCAGAUCCGCCAGUUCGCAGAUGGACUGGAAUACCAACUGCAGUUCAACGACUACCGCAUGCUGGCUGCGCUCGAGAUCCAGGCAGCGCCGUUUGUGGCGCUGGUGCAGAGCUGCCUGCGCACCGAGGGCAGGAUGGGUUGAUUGUCGGCUGUUGUUUUUUACGUUCUCCUUUUCGCGCGCAUCGUUGGUCGGGCACUGCGCUGAUGGGUUUUGUUGUUGCUGUCGCUGUUGUUUCGUUUUCUCUCAGUGUAUGGCUGCCGCCGGUGUAUUUCUAGCUUCGUUCGUGAUGUACUACUAUAUACAGUGAGCUGUAUUGCGUUGUUCUGUCGGCCCCGGAUUCGUUGUCUGAUAUCAAAACAGGGCACGAGAAGCAGUCCUGAUCUUCCCCCAUCUGAGAGUUUUACGAGAUUGGGUGGGAAUGGCAACAUCCAGCGCAACGACGCCCACAGCUUCUUCACGAGACCCGGCCGCCCGGUGCCAAGCCGUGGACAUGUCAACAUCGUUGCCCCCGCAGAUCCCCCGCAUGACUGCAUAGGGUUGAUUUCGACGCUAGCUGCCCACGGCCGACCUUGGCGAGCAGGGCCCAUGAGAGCGCUGUAUGAGGUAUAGUGGGUGGAAUUUCAAAGGACACUGCAGGCAGCGAUGGCAUCAUGAUGGAGGCCAGACCAUUCACCUUCUCCUUCCUGAAGCUGUUCGCGUUCUUGGGAACGUAACCAAUUCUCUGGGCAAGCCUAACCAUAGCCGAAGGAGGACGUAUAGGACGUCUAGCUGAGUUCCCCGACGACGCUCAGGCUAAACAUAGCGCGGAUUUCACGCGCAGAAUGAGGGUAUUCAGUCGGUCAUCUGACUGGGUCCCAAUUCCGACUAGAGAGCAGCCCACGCGGCGCGCGGCCCUUCUGCGCGCGAAACCUCCCACAGGAAUCACGGCCGUGCCAACGUGCCACUGUCACGCCUCGUUCGCCCGGCAUUCGAUCAAUGUCGCGACGCUCACCAGAGCGUUCUUGCGGGGCGUCUCGUGGCCCGUCGCCCACAUGGCAGCGCUCGAAAUGGGACUAAGACUGCGACCGUCUCCUGAUCAUCCAGUGGGGCUGCCCCGCGCGCGAGAACAUUCCCGCGGGAACGGGUAAGCGGAAAGACUCAAGAAACACAUGCUGCGCGUUGUGUGGUAUAAAUGCUGCAGGGAGGGGUAGCUGCAAGAGCAGCAGCAGCUCUCCCACUCUACUUUGUUUGACUCGAUCCAGCCCAGCAGCCAUGGUCCAAUUCACCCGUGCAUUCUUCGUAUUUGGUCUCGCCGCAGCGGUGAUGGCGAACCCGACGCCAAUGAUCAAGAAGCGGACCGUCGCGGCCGUUGAAUCUGACAUCGCCACCAUCUCGUCGCAGGUCACCGCGCUCGACGCGGACGUCAAAGCGUUCCCCACCUCGGGGGGAACUCUCCUUCAGGCCCUGACGAUCCACUCGGCUGCGACUACCCUCCAGACGACGCUCACCAAGGCAAACACGGAUGCCGCUGGUGUGCCUUUCUCUGAAACCGACGCGACCACCAUCCUCGCCAGCGUCCAGGCGUUCGAGCCCACGAUCCUCGACGCUCUGAACGGCAUCGUCGCCCGGAAAGCUGCCUUCACUGCGCUCCCCGUCGGUGGAAUCCCAGCUCUGGUCAAGCUCGACAUCAACAACCUCAACGCGAGCACGAUCGCCUUCGCAAAUGCCCUUAUUGCGGACGCUCCGGCCGACAUCAAGGCCACUGCGACCACCCUCAAGAAUACCAUCGCUUCCGCCUUUGCGACUGCCAUUGCUGCGUACGCUUCAAGUUGAGCGCUCUCAAGCCGCUCAAGGUGCUACAUUUCGUUCUGUUGUAUGUACGUACGAUACACCGGUUCCAGCCAAUAAAAUGUCACGGAUGAAUAAAAAGUAUACGAGUGUUGAAUCAA